Messenger RNA from Nerophis lumbriciformis (worm pipefish), 5406 nucleotides. The record is from RefSeq and is a predicted model, not a curated record. NCBI's taxonomy places the organism in Eukaryota, Metazoa, Chordata, Actinopteri, Syngnathiformes, Syngnathidae.
AUGGCACAGUUCCCCACUGCAUUCACGGGUUCGGACGUGUUCUUGAUAUCUGUGGAUGAGCGGGCCAAACAUGACCAGCAGUUUCACAGCCUCUCUCCCACAGCGGGGGGUUACAUCACAGGGGAGCAGGCCAGGAACUUCUUCCUGCAGUCCGGACUGCCACCGCCUAUUCUGGCACAAAUCUGGGCUCUGGCCGACAUGAACAGCGAUGGCCGAAUGGACAUCCACGAAUUCUCCAUCGCCAUGAAGCUCAUAAAGCUUAAACUCCAGGGUCACCCCCUUCCUCCUGCAUUACCCCCCAGUAUGAAACAACUGCCGCUAUCUUUACCCCCACAGGCUGGCUUUGGCAUGCCCCCUAUGCCCCCCAUGGGACCCAUUGGCACUGCUCUGCCAGGUGUACCCCCUCUACCACUCCCUCCUCUACCCGUCGGCGUUUCCCCACCUUUAGUCUCGGCUGUGCCUCCUCCACUACCACCGCCCAUGGCUAACGGAGCUCCUACCACGGGCAUGAUGCAACCCAUCUCAACCUUCUCCCACCCAGGUUCUUCGAUCAACAAGGCCCACUUUAACCGUUCCAGCACUAAAUUGCAGAAGGGUCCGUCGUUUGAUGCCACCAGUGGUCAGACUCCCGUCGACUGGGCCGUCCCUCAGUCGUCAAGGCUCAAGUACAGGCAAUUGUUUAACUCGCAUGACAAGAUGAUGAGCGGCCACCUGACUGGUCCGCAGGCGCGCACCAUUCUCAUGCAGUCCAGUCUUCCUCAAGGCCAGCUGGCAUCAAUAUGGAGUCUGUCAGAUAUUGACCAAGAUGGGAAGCUAACAGCUGAGGAAUUUAUCUUGGCCAUGCACCUCAUCGACAUGGCCAUGUCUGGACUGCCUCUGCCCCCUGUGCUGCCCCCCGAUUACAUCCCUCCUACAUUCAGGCGUGUACGAAGUGACAGCGUACAGUCCGAUCAGAAGAGUGUUCCCGAGGAGGCGGAGGAGGAAGUAGAGAACAACCAGGACAAGAAACUCCCAGUCACCUUCGAGGAUAAGAAGCGGGAGAAUUUUGAGCGAGGAAACUUGGAACUAGAGAAGCGACGUCAGGCCUUGCAGGAGCAGCAGAGAAAAGAACAGGAGAGACUAGCGGCGCUGGAGAGGGAAGAACAGGAGCGGAAGGAGCGUGAGAGGUUGGAGCAAGAGAGGAGGCGGCAACAGGAGUUGGAGAAACAACUGGAGAAGCAGAGGGAGCUGGAGAGGCAGAGAGAAGAGGAGAGACGCAAAGAAAUCGAGAGGAGAGAGGCUGCUAAGCGUGAGCUGGAGCGGCAAAGGCAGCUGGAGUGGGAGCGCCAGCGUCGUCAGGAGCUUCUGACUCAGAGGAACCGAGAGCAAGAGAGUAUUGUUCUGCUCAAAGCCCGCAAGAAGACCCUCGAGUUCGAACUGGAGGCUCUGAAUGACAAAAAGAGUCAGUUGGAGGGCAAACUGAAAGAUGUCCGCUUUCGUCUGUCAGCUCAGCGCAGGGAAGUGGAGCAGACCAAUCAAACAAGGGAGACGCGCAUCGCUGAAAUCACGAUGUUGCAACAACAGCUCCAAGACUCCCAGCAUUGGCUUGGCAGUCUAAUUCCUGACAAGCAGAGUCUCAAUGAUCAGCUAAAACAGGUUCAACAAAACAGCUUGCAACGUGACAGCCUGUCAUCACUACAGAAGGCUGUGGAUCAAAAGGAGUCGAGUAGACAGCAGCUUAAAGAGCAACUUGACACAGUGGAGAGGGAAACGAGGGCCAAGCUGCUGGAGAUCGAUGCUUUCAACACUCAGUUGAAGUCUCUGUGUGAGUUCUAUGCCAGCCACUGUGCCAGGAUAGAAGCCCUGCGACGACAGCUUGACGACGAGCAGAGAGGGAGACAGGAGCUGAGGGAGAUCCACAGCCGACAGCAGAGGCAGAAGCUAAAAGAAGUGGAAGGAGACCCGCACUCGAUGAUGCAUACACACACGCCGACUGAUAGGAAAUCUGCUGAGUUGCAGGAAAGCAGGUUGUCCUCAGACAAAGCUUUGGCUUGGAAGAAUGAAGACGCAGGAAGCCAGAAACCUCCGAGCCCCGCUUCUGCUUCGCACGCCUGGCUCAACAGAGUGACUCAAGAGGAGGAGGAGCGGAAGCGUAGAGGCCUAGAGGAGGAUGCUGAGGGUCGGAAGACUGCUAUGUCCAUGGAAGAGAAGGAUGAGGAGGGCCGAGGCAAGAAGGAAAUGCAGGAGAAACUCAACAAGCUCUUCAGCCAGCCGACCGAUCCCUGGGCUUCGACAGUCGACAAUACUCCUGUGGCAAGCCUGUUUGAGCAGAAGGCAGCAGCAGUCAGCAGCUUUGAGCAACAGCAGGCGGUGGUGAAGGUGGUCUACUACAGAGCGCUCUACCCAUUUGAUGCUCGUAGCCAUGAUGAGAUCAGCAUUGCUCCCGGUGACGUCAUCAUGGUGAAGGGGGAAUGGGUGGACGAGUCCCAGACGGGGGAGCCUGGUUGGCUAGGCGGAGAGCUCAGGGGGCGUACCGGGUGGUUUCCGGCCAAUUAUGCUGAGCGGAUACCGGACAACGAGGCGCCUGUCAGCCUGCGGACGGCCGCCUCCGCCACCCCAACAUCAGCCCAGCAGCCUGUCAACACCCCUCCCCCUGCGCCCGGACAGUGCUCCUCAUCUACAUCAUCCGCCAACAGUAACUGGGCUGACUUCAGCACCACUUGGCCAUCAAACACAAGCAGCCAGAUAGACAGCGAGGGCUGGGACGCCUGGCCCACAUCUUCAUCCGCAGCCCAGAAUCCAUCUCUCGGCGUGCCAUCGGCUCAGCUGCGACAACGCUCGGCCUUCACGCCUGCCACCAUGACCACGGGCUCCUCGCCCUCUCCUGUACUCGGUCAGGGGGAGAAGGUGGAGGGUCUGCAGGCUCAGGCAUUGUACCCCUGGAGAGCCAAGAAGGACAACCAUCUCAAUUUCAACAAAAAUGAGAUUAUAACGGUGCUUGAGCAACAGGACAUGUGGUGGUUGGGAGAGCUCCAGACUGGACAGAGAGGAUGGUUCCCUAAAAGCUAUGUUAAGCUCAUCUCUUCCACCAUGACGCCCCCACUUGCGCUUCCAUUGGUUGCUCCGGUUGCGGCCUCAAUCACAGCCCCACUCAUUUCCUCAGUACGCGGCAAAAAUGCAAGUGAAUGCAUGAUGUCAGAAAGCCCCCCCAAUGGAAAACGCCCCUCGCCCACGCCAUGCAAACCCUCCGAGUCAAGCGAAGAGUAUGUAGCCAUGUACACCUACGAGAGCAGUGAGCAGGGUGACUUGAGUUUCCAGCAAGGAGAUGUCGUCACGGUGACCAGGAAGGAGGGUGACUGGUGGACAGGCACGGUGGCAGGCAAAAUAGGGGUCUUCCCGUCCAACUAUGUCAAACCACGAGACGCCUCGUCAGAGUCUUUGGGGCCAGCCGGAAAGACAGGGAGCCUUGGCAAGAAACCAGAGAUUGCCCAAGUGAUUGCCCCCUACUGCGCAACGGGAGCGGAGCAGCUCACGUUAGCCCCAGGCCAGCUCAUCCUCAUCAGGAAGAAAAACUCGGGCGGCUGGUGGGAGGGCGAGCUUCAGGCCCGAGGAAAAAAGCGGCAAAUUGGCUGGUUUCCAGCCAAUUACGUAAAGCUGCUCAGCCCAAGCACCAGCAAGACGACACCCACUGAGCCCAUGCCGCCCAAACUCGUCCCUGCAAACACCGCUGUCUGCCAGGUGAUCGGCAUGUACGACUACGUGGCCCAGAACGAUGACGAGCUGGCCUUCCAGAAGGGUCAGGUGAUCACCGUGCUCAACAGGGACGACUGCGAUUGGUGGAAAGGCGAGCUGAACGGUCGAGAGGGUCUCUUUCCGAGCAACUAUGUCAAGCUCACCACUGACACGGACCCGAGCACACAGUGGUGCGCUGACCUGCACCUGCUAGACAUGCUGAGUCCCAUGGAGAGAAAACGUCAGGGUUACAUCCACGAGCUCAUCGUCACCGAGGAGAACUACGUCAACGAUCUGCAACUCGUCACUGAGAUUUUCCACAAGCCCCUGCUGGAGUGCGAGCUGCUGAUCGAAAAGGAGGUUGCCAUGAUCUUUGUCAACUGGAAGGAACUCAUCAUGUGCAACAUUAAGCUGCUCAAAGCGUUGAGGGUGAGGAAGAAGAUGUCAGGUGACCGCAUGCCGGUCAAGAUGAUCGGUGACAUCCUGACCAACCAGUUACCACACAUGCAGCCGUAUAUCAGGUUCUGCUCGUGUCAGCUGAAUGGCGCCACGCUGAUUCAACAAAAAACGGAUGACAACCCUGAAAUUAAAGACUUCCUGAAGAGAUUAGCCAUGGACCCUCGCUGUAAGGGGAUGCCUCUCUCCAGCUUUCUGCUCAAGCCCAUGCAAAGAGUCACUCGCUACCCUCUCAUCAUCAAGAAUAUCUUGGAAAACACUCCCGAGUCGCAUCCUGACCACAGUCACCUGAAAGCUGCUCUGGAGAAGGCGGAGGAGUUGUGUUCGCAGGUAAACGAGGGCGUAAGGGAGAAGGAGAAUUCUGAUCGUCUGGAGUGGAUUCAAGCUCACGUUCAGUGUGAAGGCUUGUCGGAGCAACUAGUGUUCAACUCGGUGACCAACUGUUUGGGCCCCCGCAAGUUCCUACACAGUGGCAAACUGUUCAAAGCCAAAAGCAGCAAGGAGCUUUAUGGCUUCCUCUUCAACGAUUUCCUGCUGCUCACACAGGUGACAAAACCUCUGGGCUCAUCCGGAUCCGACAAAGUCUUCUCGUCUAAAACGCACCUGCAGUACCGCAUGUACAAAACGCCCAUCUUCCUCAACGAAGUUUUGGUGAAACUCCCGACGGACCCGUCUGGGGACGAGCCCCUCUUCCACAUCUCUCAUAUCGACCGCGUUUACACCUUGAGGGCGGAGAGCAUUAACGAGCGAACGGCUUGGGUCCAGAAGAUCAAGGCGGCUUCAGAACUGUUCAUCGAAACUGAGAAGAAGAAGAGAGAAAAAGCGUAUCUGGUGCGUUCCCAGCGGGCGACCGGCAUCGGGAGGCUGAUGGUCAACAUCGUGGAGGGAAUUGAACUCAAGCCGUGUCGCUCGCACGGAAAAAGCAAUCCUUACUGUGAGGUCACUAUGGGCUCGCAGUGUCACAUCACCAAAACGCUGCAGGACACGCUGAAUCCCAAGUGGAACUCCAACUGCCAGUUUUUCAUUAAAGACUUGGAACAAGAUGUCCUCUGCGUUACUGUUUUUGAACGGGACCAGUUUUCGCCUGACGACUUCCUGGGCAGGACUGAGAUCCGAUUGGCCGAGAUCAAGAAGGACCAGGGCUCCAAGGGACCAAUAACCAAGCGCUUGCUGCUCCACGAGGUUCCCACCGGCGAGAUUGUCGUCAGGCUCGACCUUCAGCUCUUUGAGGAGCCCUGA